Molecule: messenger RNA, 1635 nt
Organism: Eucalyptus grandis
Lineage: Eukaryota; Viridiplantae; Streptophyta; Magnoliopsida; Myrtales; Myrtaceae
Product: fasciclin-like arabinogalactan protein 2
Cellular component (GO): plasma membrane
Source: RefSeq, a predicted model, not a curated record
UCAAUCCCCUUCCACUCCACUCUGUCCACUACACCCACAAUCCCUCUCCUCCACUAGUUCCUCCGCGCUCUCUUCCUCCACCACAAUGAGGCCAGCACCGCCGCUCCCCACCGCCGCCGCCGCCCUCGCCCUCGCCCUACUCCUCUGCCUCUCCCUCUCCCCCGCUGCCGAUGCCCACAACAUCACCCGCAUCCUCGCCAAGCACCCCGAGUUCUCCACCUUCAACCACUACCUCACCAUCACCCACCUCGCCGCUGAGAUCAACCGCCGCCUCACCAUCACCGUCCUCGCGGUCGACAACGCCGCCAUGAACGCCAUCCUGGACAAGCACCUCUCGGUCGGGACCCUCAAGAACGUCCUGUCCCUCCACGUGCUUGUGGACUACUUCGGCACCAAGAAGCUCCACCAGAUCAGCAACGGCACCACCCUAACCUCCACCAUGUUCCAGGCCACCGGCGCAGCUGCCGGCACCGCCGGCUACGUCAACAUUACCGACCUCAAGGGCGGGAAGGUCGGGUUCGGCGCUGAGGACAACGGGAGCGAUCUCAAUGCCGUUUUCGUGAAGUCGGUGGACGAGAUCCCCUACAACAUCUCUGUUUUGCAUAUCAGCCAGGUUCUGACCUCGCCGGAGGCCGAAGCUCCGACCCCGAGCCCGAGCAACCUGAACAUCACGGCCAUCCUGUCGAAGCAGGGCUGCAAGUCCUUCGCCGACCUCAUCUCCACCUCGGGCGCCCUCAAGACCUUCGACGACAACCUCGAGGGCGGCCUCACCAUCUUCUGCGCCUCCGACGCCGCCGUCUCCGCAUUCAUGCCCAAGUACAAGAACCUCACCAACGCCCAGAAGGUCUCCUUCGUCCUCUACCACGGCGUCCCCGUGUACCAGUCCCUCCAGAUGCUCAAGUCCAACAACGGCGUCAUGAACACCCUCGCCACCGACGGCGCCAGCAAGUACGACUUCACCAUCCAGAACGACGGCGAGGACGUGAAGCUCAAGACCAAGGUCGUGACGGCGACGAUCACCGGGACGGUGAUCGAUCAGGACCCGCUCAUCGUCUACAAGAUCGACAAGGUGUUGCAGCCCAGGGAGCUGUUCAAGGCGGCAGCGGGUGACGCGCCGGCGCCGGCGCCCAAGGGGAGCAAGAAGAAGAAGAGACCACCGGCGGACGAGCCGGCGGCGGACUCGCCCGAGGGGGACUCGGCGGACCAGACGGCGGACAGCAACGGCGUCGGCGGUGGCGUGUUGAGUGGGCCGAGAGUGGUGGUGGGCGUGGUCUUGAGUUUGUGCUUGUCGGUGGUAUUUCUGUAAAAAACAAAAGAAAAAAAAAGUGCUUUCUUUUUCUUUUCUUUUCUUUUUUAUUUUUCUUUUUUUUUAUUGGUGCAUGUGUGAAAAUUUUUAUAUUGCAACAAAUUGGUCAAUUUGGAGAUUGGAGAUGGGUGGGGCUGGCGGAGGGACGUGAUUGUGAAUAUAAAAGCAUGGGUGUCCUUAAAUUGAGAUAUCUUUGAUAAUUUACUAUCAAAGAGAGGUGGGGGCCAUGUGACAGAUACUGUUGAUUUUUGUAUCAUUGACAAUGAAAAAAGGAUUCAAUAAAGAGAAAUGGGGACCGGAGAGAGAUAUUUAUUGAGAUUUGUUUGAUU